CCAUCCAUCAUCCCGCCGGCCACCACUAAAAACACCUUCCACCAUGGCCACCUCAGCAAGUUCCCACCUGAACAAAAGCAUCAAGCAAAUGUACAUGUUCCUGCCGCAGGGUGAGAAAGUCCAGGCCAUGUAUAUCUGGGUUGAUGGGACCGGCGAAGGGCUGCGCUGCAAGACCCGCACCCUGGACUGCGAGCCCAAAUGUGUCGAAGAAUUACCCGAGUGGAAUUUCGACGGCUCUAGUACCUUUCAGUCUGAGGGCUCCAACAGUGACAUGUAUCUUAGGCCGGUCGCCAUGUUCCGGGACCCCUUUCGCAAAGAGCCCAACAAGUUGGUGUUCUGUGAAGUUUUCAAGUACAACCGGAAGCCUGCAGAGACCAAUCUAAGACACACCUGUAAACGGAUAAUGGACAUGGUGAGCAACCAGCACCCCUGGUUUGGAAUGGAGCAGGAAUAUACUCUCAUGGGAACAGACGGACACCCUUUUGGUUGGCCUUCCAAUGGCUUCCCUGGGCCCCAAGGUCCAUACUACUGUGGUGUGGGAGCAGAAAAAGCCUAUGGCAGGGACAUCGUGGAGGCUCACUACUGGGCCUGCUUGUAUGCUGGAGUCAAGAUUACAGGAACAAAUGCCGAAGUCAUGCCUGCCCAGUGGGAAUUCCAAACAGGACCCUGUGAAGGAAUCCGCAUGGGAGAUCAUCUCUGUGUGGCCCGUUUCAUCUUGCAUCGUGUAUGUGAAGACUUCGGGGUGAUAGCAACCUUUGAUCCCAAGCCCAUCCCUGGGAACUGGAAUGGUGCCGGCUGCCAUACCAACUUUAGCACCAAGGCCAUGCGGGAGGAGAACGGUCUGAAGUACAUCGAGGAGGCCACUGAGAAACUAAGCAAGCGGCACCAGUACCACAUUCGCGCCUACGAUCCCAAGGGGGGCCUGGACAAUGCCCGGCGCCUGACUGGAUUCCAUGAAACCUCCAACAUCAACGACUUUUCUGCUGGCGUUGCCAACCGCAGUGCCAUGCUGGAAUUACAGGUUGGAGUCACCAUGCUCUAUACUCCGUGUUGCCUGAGAUUACAUCCCAUCGUCCUGGGCCAUAAGUAG
Molecule: messenger RNA, 1090 nt
Organism: Microtus ochrogaster (prairie vole)
Lineage: Eukaryota; Metazoa; Chordata; Mammalia; Rodentia; Cricetidae
Product: glutamine synthetase-like
Exons: 2
Coding region: 44-1090 (348 amino acids)
Source: RefSeq, a predicted model, not a curated record